AUGGCGGACGAUAGCGAGAGACAACCUCUCCUUGUAAACAAUCAAGAACCUCAUGGAUUAGGUAGUCCCCCAGCGUAUACGGCAACAGCAGGUCCAUCAGGAGGUAAUGUGACUGUUCCACCUAUAGGCCCAGAUGAGUUACCUCCUCCUUACACCCCCACAGCACAAGGGGGGAUUCCCAUGGUGAAUUGUAAGGUCUGUCAGGCACUCAUCAACAUAGAAGGAAAAACAAACCAGCAUGUUGUUAAAUGUACUGUGUGUAAGGAGGCAACACCAAUCAAGGCACCACCUCCUGGAAAGAAGUAUGUGCGAUGUCCUUGCAAUUGUCUGCUGAUCUGUCGAAGUACAGCCCAAAGAAUCGCUUGCCCUAGACCAAACUGUCGAAGAAUCAUCACUCUUGGAAAUAUGAUUUCUACAGUAACAGUGCGAUCUCCAGGGACUCAGAGGAUCCGUUGUAGCCACUGUGGUGAUGUCUAUUUGUUCAACACUUUGGGAAGUAACCUUCUAGCCAGAUGUCCACAUUGUAGGAGUGUGUCAUCGGUGGGACCAGAAUAUGCCAGAAGAAGGGCAACCAUUUGUUUUGUGUUGGGACUGAUAUUCUUGGGAGCUGGCAUUGGGGUUACAGUUGGUACAUAUGAGUUGGCAAGUGAAAGUGGUGGUAUUUACACAGUGUGGAUAGGAGCUUUUCUGACAGGACUCAUCUUCAUAAUACGAGGAAUAUACUUUGCCGCUAUGAAGGUUAGCUACGUUGUGGAACCUGGUGCGGCAUAAACACAAAAGAUCGACAUACUGGUGAUUGCGGUUGAAUUCUACAAGACACAUUGAUAACAGAUAUAGACUAUUUUAUCUGUUUUUGUCGGAAAAUUUUUCAACCACUGGAUCAAUUUUCAACAAAUUUUAUGAUAAGUGCUUUUUGUCAGGUUUUUUUUAUAUUUUUAAGACUUUUCUGUUCCUUUAUGCUUCAAGCCUUAUGAUAAACAGGUUUUUUUGAUGUGUGGAAAAUUGAAAAAAAUUUAAUUGUUAUUGACUUGGAACUAUUCAAAGAAGACUUUCAUGUCAGAUGGUGUUUCAUUUGAAUUCUUGUAAGGUUUAAAUACUAGGAGUAACAAAUAUGAAGGAUUUCACAAUUUCUGUAUGAAAAUGGUUUUCUGUAAACCAACUUCUUCCUGAUGUCUGUAUGAACCAAAUUGUUAACAGGUGAUCAUCUUGUCUCUCUUCACACCUGAAAUAGUUAAAGGAUUAAUCAAGACAUGUACCGUGAAAGUGUCUUUACCUUAUCUUGCAAUAAACCCAGAGGGCCAACACAUUGUCGUUAAUUUCAGGGAGUGGGCUUAUAACAGGACAUUGAAUUUACACUUGUUAUCAGAACAAUUGAUGGGCAUAUUGCGGGAUAAAUAUAGGUACAUGUGUAUUAUGAAAAAAUUUCUGUUGUAAACUUCUGAAGAACAGCAUACGUUGUACUUUUAUUUCCAGUUUGACCAUUUACUUUUAUUUUAAUUGGUCAGAAAUUUUUUUUAAUUAGAAGUCAGCUUUUGGACAAAACUUUUUUAAUGGGUUUACUCUCUAUUCAUUCAAGUAACGGCAUCAACCCUGAAAGUAUGCCUGGGUUAGAUCUCAGAAUUGGUUUACAAGUUUUACAGGAUUUUGAAUUCUUCACCCAACUAUUGAAAAAGUUUGUCUAAUUUGCACAUGCAGGCAUUGUUUGUUGUAAAACAAUGAUACCAUUAACAAUCGUUUGUAUAUUCCAGCAUUUACUGGUAUUAAUCACAGGCUAUGGAUUGCUGAGCAAUGUCAUGUUUUAAAUACAAUUACUUGACCAUUUACUCAAUACUUUAAAAAAUAUAUGAUCAUGAGCUUGAAACAUUUAAGUAUAUUUGUCUGUAAUAUUGUUUUGUCAGCCUUAUCUCCUCCAGGUAACAAGUUUUCUCUUCUCUUGAUUAAAUAUUAAAUGUCUGUGUAUUUCAUUUUUAGGUUUGAUUUCUUUAAUUUGUUCAUAUUUUGUUUUUGUACAAUUUUACCCCUUCCCCUACCCCUAUCUCCCAAUGGAGCCAAAAUGAGGCAAGUCCUAUUAUGAAUAAUGAAAUAACACCAGUUGAGUUAAUUCUGGAAUGCAGAUAUGAUUAACUCUAUAAUCACACUUGUACACUAGAGGUAGAUGGUGUGUGAUGACACAAGACAAUUUUGGUAACCAUAUAUUUACUCUAGAUUUUUGUGAUAUCAGCUUUGUUCAAUAAAAUAUGUUUUAAGAUAUCCUCAAAAUGAAAUGAUUUUUAUUGUCCUGUUAAAACUUAGUUUUUUUUGUCGGAAGCAGAUUAUUUUUGUAUGGUUUGAUGUAAUGAACAUUUUGCUACAUUAGGAACCAUAUUUGUACAUUUGUAUAUGUGUUAGCUGGAGUUCAGAAUUAUAUUGAUAUAUGGUUGUUUCUAUGGAAAUUGUUUUGUGUUUUAUCAAUUCUGUUAACCUAAUUGUGAUUGUUGAUUUUAAACUGUACUGCAAAUGGUCAAUAUUUAGAUAAGUUAAGUUUUCUAAACCCAUUUUGAAUUUGUAGCAAAAUCUAUUUAAAUCCUCUGUAUUCAUGUCAUACUUUCCUGCCAUACUUUUUUUUCUCUUUGAAAAAUUCUCCAAAAUAUAGCGAUAGGAAUAUUGUCUCUAAUUAUAUGUUGAAAAAAUGUUUGAGUUGUGAACAUUUUUAAGUUACCUUGUGAUAUUGCAUUUCAGAAAUAAAAAGAAAUUAUUUUGUUGACUAAGGUAGAUGGCAAUGCUUUGUUAGAUGAAUUCAAAUAGUAAACCAGAGAUUAUUGCCAAUCUUGCAGUUAUUAGAGCAUAGAAUUACACAACAGUGUGUGUAGAGUAACUCAGUACUAUUCAAAGAUGUUUUGUUAACUGUUGAUUCUUUUAAAGAAAUUGUGAAAUAUGUCUUCAAUGUACAUAAACUAUGUGAACCAAUAUUUAUAACUUUUGAUAAUAUUAUAACAUUAUAACAUGUGAUAAAGUUCUAGCUGUUUAUCUUCUCUCCUCACAUUCUCCAACACUUGAUCAAGUCACUUUGAGUUUACAAUGUUGCCACACUCCAUGUAUCUACCCGAAAUAUAAAUAUUGAAAAUUGUGAAAGUAAGACAAGGUCUAAUAAAUUGAUCUUUUGAAUUAUAAGUAAUUGUAUUAGUAAAAAUACUCUAUUAUGCAGAGGAAAGGAAUUCUAUAAAAAUCAAAAUAACCAGCAGGAAGUUUAUCCAUUUAGUCUUUUCAACAGAUAUUUGAUUUUUAUGAAUUUCAGGAAAAAUAUACAAAUAUGAUGCUUCUGUGUUAAAUGACAGUGAAUAGAUAAUACAUCAACAUUAGACACUGAGAUUAUAUGAAGUUUAUUGUUAACUUUCUUGUAUAUAUAAAAUGUACUAUUUUACCCUGUUAUAAGCCUAGAGGUCAAACCUUUUACCCUUGAUACAAAAUGGUGGAUGGCCUUAUUGCUGGACAAUAAAACAUUUUUUAGUUUUUGCCUCUACUGAACAGCAAUAGAUUUAAGCAGGGUUAUUACCAGCCAUGGGCUUGUUUUUGAUUUAUGAUAUGUGAGAUCACUUGCUUUAUUGUUAUAUAUGAUUACACUUUGUGCUUACGUCAGUGUGAAUUUAUUCCAUUAUAGUGUGCGAGGUAUUAUAUUUAUUAAAAAUUUUAGUGUAAAACUUCCUUAAAAUGAAAAUAAUGAUCAACAUUUUUAUAUAUGUGUGUAAAAUAUUAAUUUUAUUUGUUAAAAUUUCUGAACAAAAAAGUGCUUUCAUACAAAAUAUAUGAAAGUUGGGGGGUUGUUAUUGCAGAGGAGGAUGUAGUAAUGUGUUUUUUGACUUAGAGGAGCAAUUGUUUCUCACCAACUGCACAGUCCAUUGUCUUUUAUUUUAAGGAAGAUUUUCCAUUUUGCUAUAUAUACUGGAUGAAAACUUUUUGUAGAAGGCUCAUUAUGGCUGUGAUUGUACAGAACAUGAAAUAUUCCAUGUACUGAAAUGUUUAAACAGGUAAUUGUAUUAACCAUUUUACAGUGUUUGGUGACACUGCUGUAACCUACAAACUCCUCACAGGAACCAUUUCUCCUGGUAAUAACAAGGACACUGGACACACAUCCUAAACUAACUCUACCUAUACUGGUUGAUAUUGGUACUAUUGGAAUGAGUGCUAUGCUUGUAAAGUUUUAACAGACAUAGAUUCUGAAACACUGCUUGAUUACACAGGUGUUCCUCUGUGCCGCACCUUGUGUUAUGUUCAUAGUGCCAUAAGGAAUUUGAUGUUAUGUUAAAAAUGCAUGCUUUGGUUCUAACCACAAGGUCAUUGUCACAACAAGAGGUCUUGUCAUUGUAUUGGUUGCUCUCUGGACAUAGUGUAAUAGAAGAGUAUAGGACUGGAUAGCAAAGUCUUAUUCUUCUCUCUCUUGUCUUGAUCUGGAGACAACAGUCACACACAAAUAGGACAGAUUUAGUAACUGUCACACAAGGAUGAAAUUUAGUUAUCAUCACACACAUGGUUCAAAUUUAGUCGCAUAUACACACCGGGGACAAAUUUAGUUGCUGCCACACACCAGGGUCAAAUUUAGUUACCAUAACAAACAUGGGUAAAAUUUAGAAAUCAUUGCACACAGUCAAAUAGUAUCAUACAGUCUCACACACAGGUCAUUUAGUUAUUGUUUCACUAAUGGGUCAAUUUUAGUUACCUUAACACUAAUAAGUCAAAUUUAUAUACUGUUACACAUAUGGGUCAAAAUUUUGUAGUAACAUUCACAAGUUUCACUACACAAUGUGACUGUACUAAGCUUUUAACAUAUUAGAGUACAGUGUUUCUGUACAAAGUUUUACUUCACUAAACAGUAAAUUUAUACAUUGUUCCUAUGUGUAACAAAUUUCUAUAAAUAUACAAAUAUUUUUAUCUUCCUAUAGAAGAAACCUUAUUGUGGUUUUGUGACCUGGAUGGUCACAUAUAAACAAUUUUAUUAGUUUGAUUUCCCAAAACAAAGUGCUUCUAUAAUGUUUUAUUGUUAUAGAAUUGUUACAUCAGCAUAGAUAUUUUGUACAUUGUAAAUCCUGGAUUAACUUGGUGUUAUUUCUUAUUUAUUUACACGACUAGAGGUGUGGCAGUUUGUACUUCCUCAAAUAUAGACUUCUCCUCUUGGUUCCUGUCAUUAACCUUACGAAAGGAUGAAUGUGUCUUUUAAAGCUUGAUGUUCAGUAUAAAGCUGCAUGUAGAAAAUGGUAUUUUUUCUUACAUUCUGCACUCGGUAAUUCUUCAAAGAUCAGUAAUAGGUGUCCGCCAUAACAUAAUUAGUCAGUUUACUUUAGUUGAUAUGUAUAUUAUGAUCAAUUUUGAAGUACUCUCUGACUUCCUUAACUGUUGUGUUUAUUAUGCUGUUACCAUGCUGCCAUACCCCUUCACACAUACUACACAUCCCUACUCUUCGAUGGAUCACCAGAGAUCAUCCAGGAAAGAAAUGGUUAAUUGUAUGAUGAACACGAUAUGCAUUUGUGUAUAAAUAAAUCUAUCUCCAACAUU
Molecule: messenger RNA, 5526 nt
Organism: Ylistrum balloti
Lineage: Eukaryota; Metazoa; Mollusca; Bivalvia; Pectinida; Pectinidae
Product: type II phosphatidylinositol 4,5-bisphosphate 4-phosphatase-like
Exons: 8
Coding region: 1-771 (256 amino acids)
Biological process (GO): phosphatidylinositol dephosphorylation
Cellular component (GO): lysosomal membrane; phagocytic vesicle membrane; late endosome membrane
Molecular function (GO): phosphatidylinositol-4,5-bisphosphate 4-phosphatase activity
Source: RefSeq, a predicted model, not a curated record